Messenger RNA from Didymodactylos carnosus, 1450 nucleotides. NCBI's taxonomy places the organism in Eukaryota, Metazoa, Rotifera, Eurotatoria, Philodinida, Philodinidae. The record is from the annotation of a GenBank genome assembly.
UGUACACAAUUUGUGUUUUUUGUUUUUGAUCUUUCAGCUGCACCAGCUCGCAUUGUAUUACUUGAUGACGGAAAUAUACUUCUUGUUUUAAACAAUUGAUCGGCCAAUUUUCAUUCGACCAUUUUUACCACAUCAACUCUGCUAAGAUUUUACCCUUGCUGUCUUCGAACUUUUCGACAUUACUCAGUACAUUCAAGGGCCUUAGGACACAAAAGAAUAUCAGACUCCGUAGCAGCGUCAAAAAUUACGAUAGAAAAGUAUAUUUCAAUUAAGAAAAUAAUCGAUGAGGCCAGCCAUCUGGAAAAGACAAAAAACAUAGUAUAAACAACCUUCCCUCUCCCAAUGUAUCCUGUGCAGCAAACAAAUGCGGUAUCAGUUCGUUUAACCGUUUCAAAAAAAGAACAUCAAAGAAUUUGGUAAAUCACAUUAGAACCCAGAAUGAGUAUAAAUUCUAGAUCGCUAUUAGUGAUUGAUCCGAUGCUUAAAGAACUCUCUGUAAUGACUGUAUAAAAUGUGAGCUCGUCUAAUUUUAACUAAAAGUUGUUUCGUUGCUUAUUCACUUUUGAACUUUAAUGGCUCUCUCUCUCUCAAGCAGGGAUUUCAGAUCUUCUGAUUUUGGUAGAAAAAUUCUGAUUUUUGGAACUUCUGACUCGUUUCUCUUCUUUUUCGCUCAAAGAUCUACUGAUUUUCUGAUGAGAAAAGGUUAAGUUUCUAGAAAUAUCACUGGUAAGUUUUUAUCCUCUGAAAAAAUAAAAAAAGAUGGGAAAUAUAGAAGUACUGUUUUAAUUACCUUAGUUGUUAGUGUAUGAGUUAGUAAUCGUAGGGGACCAAAACAAAUGAUUAAUUCGUUAAGGAUGGUUUCUGAAAUCUAUUCUGUUUGUAUUCUGAGGUUGUUGAUCAGAUAGAAUUAUUAAUUACUCAAGCAUUAGGUACAGCAGUUAACGAAUUGGCAAGAGCACCAGUCAAAACCUAUUUUGUUAAUGUGGGUAUUUUGGGUUUACGUGGCUAUUCCAGCAUUAAUUGCGUGUAUGUCAAUGAAUGGUAUUUAAAUAAAGUUAUAUCGGAUCAACUCUCACUUCCAUCGAGACCCGAUUCAAAACUAUUAUCAUUAAUAACUGCAAUAGAUUUGAUGACAUUAACAAUUAACUGCCCAUGUUCGCAUACGACAGGAUUAACCAGAUCAUCUAUUGAUAACAAAUUCGGACGUCUUGCUGAAAAGUCGAUUUUUGAUGAACAAAUUUAUUGGUUUGCGUCAAUCGCAAGAGUUAAAGUGAAUUUUUUAGAAACAUUUGUGUAUGCAAUAGAAAGUUCAUCAAAAUUACCAACAUUAACAGCUAAUGAUAAAGCGAUCAAACGACACAUUCCUUUACCAUGUUCAGCUAUCGAUUUCUUUUUCAUCCUGUUUUUUUCUAAAAUAAAUAAAAUUCAAGAUUUGUACAAAGAAAUUUAG